Messenger RNA from Physella acuta, 1730 nucleotides. RefSeq names its product acetylcholinesterase-1-like. NCBI's taxonomy places the organism in Eukaryota, Metazoa, Mollusca, Gastropoda, Physidae. The record is from RefSeq and is a predicted model, not a curated record.
UUUUACUUUCCCUAACGUGAGUUUAGUUACCCAUCAGAGCUGGGUGGACUCAGGGACGUUCUACUAACAUGAACCCGGAUUCGAACUCGACACUUACAGUCACGAUGCUGCCGUUUCUGCUGCUGUAUCUGUACGUGUGCCACGCCCUGUCCCCUGACCCCACCGUCACCUCACCCAGCGGCAAGUACCGGGGUACGACCCUCACCUCGCCAGCUGGACUUAUCUACAACGCUUUUCUGGGGAUCCCGUUCGCGCUACCACCUACAGGGGCUCUCAGAUUUGCUAAACCCGUCCCCUACCCACAUAUACGUGGUAUAUACGACGCCAUACAUACGGGCCCAGUGUGCAUACAGCCCCUAGGUGUAGAUCUUGGUGCUCCAGCUGACGAAAACUGUCUCUACCUCAACGUGUAUGUUCCAAAAACACCGGGAAAGCUGAAAAAAGUUCUCGUGUACAUCCACGGCGGGGCGUAUUUCUUAGGAUCGGCAAACGAGCAAGUGCCGGGCGAUUUUGUUUCCCAGAAUGACGUCAUUGUGGUGACCUUCAACUACCGCCUCAGCUAUUUGGGGUUUUUGAAAGGAAACUGCUCUGAAUAUCCGGGAAACCAAGGCUUCUGGGAUCAGAUAUUGGCCUUGAGAUGGGUCAAGGACAACAUCCGGUCGUUUGGAGGCGACGCAGACGACAUUACCGUAGCCGGCGAAUCGGCAGGAAGCGAGAGUAUUUCCGCUCUGAGCAUUACACGGCAGGCUAGACAUUUCUUUAGAAAGGCAAUCAUGCUGAGCGGGACAGUGUUCUCUAACUUGUACUCACUCAACAACGGCGAUGAGAUCGUUCGGAAUUCCCUAGCAAACACUGUGGGAUGCAAGUCUCAAGAUCCGUCCAAGAGAUUUCAUUGUCUGCAGUCACUACCUGCAAGCUCCUAUGUUUUACCCGUGGCCUUGAACCUGAGGACAUUGUUGGUCUCCGUGGACGGGGAACUGUUCCCGGCCCCCAUAGCACAGCUGGUGAAGAACACGAGUUAUCUGAAGGAGGUGGGCUUUUUCGAGAGGGAUUAUCUCGUCAGCUCUGUCAGUAACGAAGGAGCGAUUGUCUUGCAUGGGGUGUUCGCAUCUGGGCUGGAUCCUAAGAACGUCACCGCUAGCCAGUUGAGUCAGGUAAUCCCACAACCUGUCUCCACUAUACAAACCAUGCUAGACUUUUACAGUAGUCUCGAUUUACCUUUCCUCCCCCUGUAUGCUAUAUUGGGAGACCUGGUUUUUACCAUACCUGAACUCAACUUGUUAAGGAUUUUUUCCUCUCAAGCCACCUCCCACAAGGCCUACUACAUGAGGUUCAACUACUUCCCCACUUACCUCCCACCACUACUAAAAGGCUUCCCCCACUCAUUUGACCUUUGUUACCUGUUUGACCUGAGACCACGUGAUCUGCUGACCCUCUACUACCACCUGGAGACGAAUUCGAGCUUUCAGUUGACGGACGUGCGUAUGAAGAUACGGUAUAUGAGAAUUAUAAAAGACUUCAUGUGCAGUGGAAAUCCGGGUGUGUCAUUGUCCAAGGAUUUGAACAUUACAUGGAGACCUUACGAUGGGCAGUCUGAGAAUUUCCUAGAGUUCAGCGAUAAGCCUGCCGUCUUGCAACACCCCAUCAAUCAAAGAAAAAAUUUCUGGCACACACAAUUCAAUGAUAAUCUCUAGUCUUUCGCUGUGAGGUGCAAACAAAUAUGCGAAGAC